CACACUGACGUUGUGGAUCCUGCAGACACAAUUUUGUAUGGUCCAUCAACUUCAAACCAAUUUCAAAAGUCAGUUAAGAUGGCUUAAAGAUCAAGGGCAUUAUGACCCACAUGAUGAUAUUGACAGGAAGCUUCUUUCUUUUAUUAUGGUUCCUGUGGUUCAGAGAGAGCUAGAUACAUUCAAGGAGAUGGUGUGGAAUUCCCACAGGAUCAGAGCCCAGAAGGACACAGUUUUACCAGAUGGGGUCCCAAACCAUAUUUACAGUUUUCCUCAGAAAUAUGGGCUUGAAGAA
Molecule: messenger RNA, 292 nt
Organism: Pocillopora damicornis (cauliflower coral)
Lineage: Eukaryota; Metazoa; Cnidaria; Anthozoa; Scleractinia; Pocilloporidae
Source: RefSeq, a predicted model, not a curated record